AUGCGUGCACUCGACGCUUUUUCUCUUCUCUUCCCUCUUCUAUGUCAUUCAUCGUUUCAACAAUAUCAACCACCACAAUCGCAACAACGAUAUUCAUAUCAAGGAAAUCAGCAAGGGAGCUUCUAUGUUCAACAACCACCUGGAAUGCAGCAGCACCAACAACUCGGCCAACUACGAGGGGAACCACCCCAGUCAAACCUCUAUCAGCAGCAAUAUGGUGGGUCAGCAAACCAAUUUAGUCAACAGAUCGCUUACGGCCAGUCGGUAAACGGAGCCCAAGUGCAGAUUCGACUAACCUCAUAUCAGAAUCCCACUAUGGCACUAUCCAAUACAACCACCUGCAGUUGUCCAAUAGCAUAUUGUGACUUUUUGCCGCAGAAUCAACAGAACGCCUGCUCAUUCAGCUUCGUUACAGUUAUUUCGUCAGCUUAUCAGUCUGUGCAGUAUAUCCAAUCGGACUUCAAUCCUUUCUUCGGAUCAAUUUCCACUGGAAACUGGACAAAUCCGCAUUCGUUCCAGAUGAUUAGCAAACCAGUCUCUAUUGACAUAUUUGUGCAACAUCUGGGAGUUUCAAUUGACAGCGCGACAGCAAAUCUUCUGUUCUUCGGAAAACUUACACUGGUGGAUUCAUUUAUUGUCGACUUGUCCUUAUUCAAGAAGAGUGGCGGUGGCGAUCAGUCGUUGUCUUUAGUUGGACUUCAGUUAGGAACACAGCUUCAACUCAUCUUGAAUAUCCAGUGUAUAAACGGGAUGAUGGGUGAUAUGUGCGACUUAUCGUGUAACAUCCCUUCGACCUACACCACGAAUAACUAUGCCAUUUGCUCGAAUAAUCGAACAGGAGAUUAUUUCAACUGUACCUACAACAGCUACACUUCUCAGGUUGUGCAGUGUCAGCUGUGCGCCACAAAUGGCAACUUCAAUGGAACGUGCAUGAACACGAUUCCGAUACAGUACAUAGUGCGGCUUUACUUUACAUCAAAUGCACUUUAA
Molecule: messenger RNA, 990 nt
Organism: Angiostrongylus costaricensis
Lineage: Eukaryota; Metazoa; Nematoda; Chromadorea; Rhabditida; Metastrongylidae
Source: the annotation of a GenBank genome assembly